AUGGACAGCGACGACAUCGACGGGGGGACAUGGGGGUCUGGCGUCUCAGCGUCUGAUCGGGACCAAAGGUCAACACAGCCCUUGCUUCCGUUUGGGGGGAUGGGUGGGACGACGACGGAGGAGGUGGAGCGUGGGCGAAGCUGCUACGGCACUCGUGCGGAACAGGUCAUCCUCUUGCAACACCCCCUCGUCAGUCCCGUAUCCGUUCAAGUGCGACGAUUGGACGACGCGCAGAUCAGCCACACAGCAAGGGGAGAGACUUGCAACACGCCCACACCACGCUCGCAACGCACCGCCCGGUUGGAUCGUAUCUUCCCCCGUGCGUUUGUCACCGUUGCGGCGUUGGCAGACCUUUCCUGACCGGGGAGGGGACGGUGAGGGGCCAGCGCGAGUGGUGGGAAGACCCCAGGAGGGGAUGGUAUCUCACCGCCUAUCAGCAGGGGCAAUAACGCUCCCGCGCGCAACCAAUGACCCUCAGACACACGAAAAAAACCGCAGAGUUUGGGCGGCGUCAUUGCCUUCCGAGCACCCUGGCGGAAAGCAUGGCCAGCGAGCACGCUCAUUUCG
This is a messenger RNA of Dacryopinax primogenitus, 567 nucleotides long. RefSeq lists its product as uncharacterized. The transcript has a single exon. The coding region runs from base 1 to 360 and encodes 119 amino acids. NCBI's taxonomy places the organism in Eukaryota, Fungi, Basidiomycota, Dacrymycetes, Dacrymycetales, Dacrymycetaceae. The record is from RefSeq and is a predicted model, not a curated record.